Messenger RNA from Sceloporus undulatus (fence lizard), 3032 nucleotides. RefSeq names its product FKBP prolyl isomerase 10 (gene FKBP10). The transcript is spliced from 11 exons. Lineage: Eukaryota; Metazoa; Chordata; Lepidosauria; Squamata; Phrynosomatidae. Gene Ontology annotation, molecular function: peptidyl-prolyl cis-trans isomerase activity; calcium ion binding. Bases 258 to 1958 code for a protein of 566 amino acids. The record is from RefSeq and is a predicted model, not a curated record.
ACUUUUGUCUGCCUGGACACGCUUUCAAAUAGUUUUUCCUGAACUCUUUCUACACAAAGCCCAUCCUCUCCCUACACGCACCAAAAAGGAUCCUUUAUUAUUUUAAAGUUUGACACAAAAUAUGAGUUGUUUAAAGUAUGAAGAGAUGGUAAUAUUAGAUUGCGCAUUCUUGUGAUUCCUAGAUAAAGCGGAGCGAAGAAUUUAUUCCGCUCAGAGGAGGAGGGGAAAAGACCCAGCCCUUGAAGCAGCUCCACAUUAUGGGCUCCCUAUUCAGCCUCCUCCUCCUCUGCUUCUUGGGCCUUUGGGGGGUCCAGGGUUUGGGGGACCCUGGCCCUUUGGAGGACGUCGUCAUCGACAGGUACUACAUCCCCAAAGUCUGCUUGAGAGAGGUCCAGAUGGGGGACUUCGUUCGCUACCAUUACAAUGGGACUUUCCAAGACGGCACCAAAUUUGACUCCAGUUAUGAUCGGGGUGCCACUGUGGCAGGUGUGGCAGGUGUUGGGCGGCUCAUCACAGGCAUGGACAGAGGCCUGCAGGGCAUGUGUGUGAACGAGAGACGGCAUCUCAUUGUACCACCUCAUCUUGGUUAUGGCAGCAUUGGUGUUGCUGGUCUAAUUCCCCCAGACACCACCCUCUAUUUUGAUGUCAUCAUGCUUGAUAUUUGGAACAAGGAAGACAAGCUGCAGAUCACCACUUUGUACAAACCAGAACGCUGUAACCGCACAGUGGAGAAUUCAGAUUUUGUGCGUUACCACUACAAUGGUACACUUCUGGAUGGCUCCCCUUUUGACUCCAGCUAUGGAAAAGACAGUACUUAUGACACGUAUGUAGGUUCCGGCUGGCUGAUCAAGGGCAUGGACGAAGGCCUCCUAGGCAUGUGUGCUGGAGAGAAGCGGAGAAUAGUUAUCCCUCCAUUCCUGGCCUAUGGAGAGAAAGGCUAUGGUACUGUCAUCCCUCCUCAAGCCUCCCUGGUUUUUGAUGUACUUCUGGUGGAUCUGCACAAUCCAAAAGAUGGCAUCUUCUUGGAGCACCUGGAAGUGCCAACUUCAUGCAAACGUAAAUCUGUGACCGGAGAUUUUGUACGCUAUCAUUAUAAUGGCACCUUGAUGGAUGGGACUCUCUUUGAUUCCAGUUACUCACGAAAUCACACAUAUGAUACUUACAUUGGAAAAGGCUAUGUUAUCCCAGGAAUGGAUCAAGGACUACAAGGGAUCUGCAUUGGUGAAAAGAGAAGAAUCAUCAUCCCUCCCCAUUUGGCCUAUGGUGAAAGUGGAGCAGGGAACAAAAUCCCUGGCUCAGCUGUCUUGAUCUUCGAUGUCCAUGUCAUUGACUUCCACAAUCCCACAGACUCUGUGGAGAUACAGACAGUCUACCGGCCUACAGACUGUAAUGUCACCACCCAAGAUAGAGACUUUGUUCGCUACCAUUACAACUGCUCCUUACUGGAUGGAACCAAGCUCUUCUCCUCCCAUGACUAUGAACAUCCUCAGGAAGCCACUUUGGGCACCAAUAAGAUAAUCGAAGGAUUGAACAAUGGCUUGCUCAACAUGUGCUUAGGAGAGAAACGGACCGUCAUUGUUCCUCCACAUUUGGGUCAUGGUGAAAGUGGCGCCCGUGGUGUACCUGGCAGUGCAGUUCUCCAAUUUGAGAUUGAGCUUCUACAUAUGGAACCAGGGGUUCCAGAAGGUUAUCUGUUUGUCUGGCACAGUGAGCCACCAGAAAAUCUAUUUGAAGCCAUGGAUAUCAACAAGGAUGGCGAAGUCCCAUCUGAAGAGUUCACAACAUUCAUCAGCUCCCAAAUUGCAGAAGGCAAAGGUCGCAUGAUGCCAGGCUCUGACCCAGAAAAGGUUAUCAAUGACAUGUUCCAAAAUCAAGACCGGAACAAAGAUGGGAAGAUCACAGCAGAGGAACUGAAGUUGAAAUCAGAUGAAGAUCAAAUUCAACAUGAGGAACUUUAAAAAAAAGAGGGGACUCAGGGCCUGGGGCUCUUCUUGUUUUUAAAGUACACCAAUUUGGUGUCUCUUUCCCUACACAGGGGUUUAUUUGCUCUCUACCUCUAUCUUGAGUUAGAGAGACUGGACCUAAGGAAGACAACACAUUUUCUUCCUCUUUUGGUACCAUUUUGCUUUUGAUAUUUUUUUGGGGGGGAGUAUUUAACUGAGAUUCUGUCUCAAGAAACCAAAAACGGAGUCAAUAUCAUAGUUAACACCAUAGAUUUCUCAACCCACUGGUGUCUUUUUUGAGACCAAUUUCAUUUCCCCACACCCUUUAAUCCAAUAUAUUUCCUCAGAUACAUCUCCAGAGGGAGAUAGUUUGGAGUGGAAACUAUGGAAUUGAAUCAUGUCUCCUGUUCCAUCAGAUCCAGGUGCUCCAUUUGGGUACAUUGGGUUCUCCUUUUCAAAUUAAAAAAGAAGUCUUAUUUGGGAAAUUUAAAUUGAGUGAUAGGAAUCAAGUAAUUCAGUUUUGAGCAAUUUACAUUGCUCAGUCUCUAGAGGUUUUCAGGGAAUUGGGAAUAUUAAUUAUGUUUUGUUCUGGCAAAACUAGCUAUGGGAAGAAAAAUAUGGAGAUAAGGGGCUAAAUCUAUUUGUUAGUCUGAACUUAUGCAGAAGUGUUGCAUCAAUGAGAGUUAUUAAACUAACUCUUUUAGAAACUUUGGUGAUUCAGUUGGUCUGUUGUAGCUGAGACUAACAAUUAGACACUUUCUCCACUAUUGUUUUCCUGGCAGGGUUUUUGUAUCUCUAAGACCUCUGAGAAAAGUGGAUCCAAUAGAUACAAUUUUUUUUCAUUGCUGUAUCUGUGCCAGGAAAGUCUGCAUGUAUUGAAUUUCUGCCAUAUUGAAAAGCACAAGCCUUUUAAAACUGCAGCAUUUGGAAGAGCUUUAGAAAUCUCACUGGGUUGAUUAGGAACCUUUAUGAUUAAAAAGUAAGUGUGGAGUACAGCUCUUUCGUUUCAUCAGUUCUGCUUAUAUCCUUUUGAUCCCCAAUGUAUUGGUCACCAGACAUCAGUCAAUAAAAUCCAGAUUCCUCAACCAA